ACGAAAUCGGAACGCGUCGAAUACCCCUCCGUCCCGUACUCCCGCCACCUCAAUGAACCGAGCAGCUCUCCGACUCGCAGCACAGUCAUAGUUCAAAUUAUCCUUCGCGAUGUCGACCAUAGCUACAGCACCAAAGCCUAUCGCACCCGCAGUACUCACCAUGUCUGCCAAUACUUCCCCAGUCGCCUUCCCGGACCCGUUCACGAGCGGCAUCGUCAGAGAAGGAUGGGUAUUAAAGAAGAGGCGGAAGCGAAUGCAAGGCUUUGCGAGGCGAUAUUUCGUCUUACACCAGUCUGGCCUGCUAUCUUACUCUUUCGAGCCCGGCAAACCCUCGCGAGACCAGAUUGCUCUCCCGCAAGCCGCAAUUUCGACCGCACGAGGGCAGAAGGAUAUACACAUCGAUUCUAACAAUGCGACGUUUCAUAUCAAGUGUCUUAACAUGGAGGACUUCGAUGGCUGGAUGGCCUCGUUUCGACAAUUCGUGGCUCCUCCGCCGGAUGCAAGAUCAUUGGGGAGAAGGUCUUCCGUUGGUCGAAACACUCCUCGACUCAACCAGGCAGGCAAGGCAGGAGCAGUCAUAGAGGAAAUGGGUUUGGCUCUUCUCGAGCUCGAUGAAGCCGUCCGUGUAUGGCAACAGAAUGAUCUCAAGAAACGUACAAGCAUACAUAAGAUGCGGAACGAUGUCAAGCCGAAAGAUACAUCUAAAGAGGGCUCAAAGUUCAGUUUCUUCAAGAAACCGCAACAUCCACCUCCAACUACAACCGCUACUACAAGCCCACCAGCAGCGGACAGCGACGCCGCAUCCUACAUCUCCCAUUCCUCGCUAUCGUCAGCACCACCACCAUCAGAACGCGCCCAAGCCAUCCUCGCAACUCUCAGAGCGCAACAUAACACCCUCGCGCGUCUCCUUCCCAUGCUCGGCGAAAGUGGUGUCGGAGGUGGCAUCACCCCCGUCUCCGCGCUCGGCUAUCCACUCCCCACCACCGCUGAAGAAGAUGACCAGGACCACCAAGACGGCUCAUAUGAACAAGGGAGACCCGAUUCGGCUCAUACGACUCCUGUAACGAGACCGCACAGCUCAGCGUACGUACAUCGUAAACGCGAUUCUAUCGCCGGGUCGGCUACGGGUAGUGAAUCGGGGAGCGUAUGGUUUGACGCGCCUGAUCUCGAAGGAGAAGGCGCUCAGGAAUUCAUGUUGGAUGUCACGCCGCCCGAGGAUGAUGCAGGACGGGCGGAUGGAGAAGGAGAAGGACACGGGACGAAGGGUAGUAAUGCGACAAUCAUAAUAGACGAUGGUAAAAGUAGUAUAUACCCGGGUGAUUCGGACGCGAGUGAUACGGACUCGGAAAAGCUGGAAGUGGAGGAUGUUCCAGGGGGAGAGGUAGUGGGAGAGACGCAGACGCCUGUGCGUAAGGGGGAUGUUGGAGGAGGUGUGGGUAGCAAGAAGGAGAAGGAAACUUUGAAGCCGGUUGUGUACAGGACGCAAUUGCCUACGGGGCCGGUGGGAGAUGAGGGGAGCUUGUUUGCGGUAUUGAAGAAGAAUGUUGGCAAAGAUCUCUCGAGCGUCGCAUUCCCUGUUACCUUCAACGAACCUUUGACGCUGCUGCAACGUGCAGCGGAAGAGGUCGAGUACUUCAACCUACUGACCGAGGCCGCUCGUUCGCAAGAUCUAGUCGAGCGGCUUUGUUACGUUGCUGCUUUUGCGGUGUCGAGCUACGCGCAUACGAGACAUCGAUCAAGUAGGAAGGGAUUUAACCCAAUGCUUGCUGAGACGUUCGAGGAUCCCCGUAUGAAGUUUAUCUCGGAGAAGGUGUGCCACCAGCCUGUCAUCCUCGCGUAUCACUGUGAGGGAGAGGGUUGGGAGCAUUACGCUUCGUCCUCCGGGAAGACAAAGUUCUGGGGCAAGAGUUUAGAGAUCAUACCCACUGGAACCAGUCAUGUCAAAAUUGGCGAGGAUCAUUACGAGUGGAAUAAACCAUCCUCUUUCAUGCGCAACCUCAUGAUGGGCACCAAAUACCUCGAACACACCGGCAAAAUGACCAUCGAAAACACAACCGAUAAAUCCCGCUGCGUCAUCGACUUCAAAGAAGCCGGCUACUGGGGUGCCUCCAAUCUCGUCUCUGGCUCCGUCUACACCUCUUCCUCCUCGCACAAGCCCGUAGCGACCCUCGAAGGCAAAUGGGAUGAGUCGCUCUCUCGGAAGAUCAAUGAUUCGCACCUCCAUGUCUUGUGGAAGAUGAAUCCGUUCCCGAAUAAUGCUCUCGAGUAUUAUGGCUUCACACCGACGGAUUCGAGGUUGAGGCCGGAUGUGAGAGCGUUGGAGGAGGGUGAGUUGGAUUUGGCGGAGGAGGAGAAGGUUAGGGUUGAGGAGCUGCAGAGGAAGAGGAGGAGGGAGGGGAAGGAUAGGCAACCGAGGUGGUUCGUGAGGGAAGGAGAGGAGUGGUUCUAUAAGGGCGGAUAUUGGGAGGAGAGGGAGAAGGGAUGGAGGGACGUAGAGCCGCUUUGGUGAGGGGGUGGGGAUCACCCCGUGUCUCUGUUAUCUGCUACGAUUGGGAAGGUAAUUUAGACUGAUGCAUUGAGAAUAUUUUGAUUUAAUGUAUCUUAUUGCGUGGAUGUCCCAUGCUAUAAUGCGACUGGGGACUGUCAU
Stereum hirsutum FP-91666 SS1 is the source of this 2647-nucleotide messenger RNA. RefSeq lists its product as uncharacterized. Gene Ontology annotation, molecular function: sterol binding. The record is from RefSeq and is a predicted model, not a curated record. Gene Ontology annotation, cellular component: cytosol; plasma membrane; perinuclear endoplasmic reticulum. The coding region runs from base 110 to 2509 and encodes 799 amino acids. The transcript is spliced from 10 exons. NCBI's taxonomy places the organism in Eukaryota, Fungi, Basidiomycota, Agaricomycetes, Russulales, Stereaceae. Gene Ontology annotation, biological process: piecemeal microautophagy of the nucleus; exocytosis; ER to Golgi ceramide transport.